Messenger RNA from Trichoplax adhaerens, 1101 nucleotides. RefSeq lists its product as uncharacterized. The transcript has 10 exons. NCBI's taxonomy places the organism in Eukaryota, Metazoa, Placozoa, Uniplacotomia, Trichoplacea, Trichoplacidae. Gene Ontology annotation, cellular component: endomembrane system. The record is from RefSeq and is a predicted model, not a curated record. Gene Ontology annotation, molecular function: UDP-xylosyltransferase activity; UDP-glucosyltransferase activity. The annotation marks the transcript as partial.
AAAGCAGAUAACGACAAAUGGGAUGACUACUUAAAGAUCAUAACUAAGGCUGUCAGUUCUUUUAAAGAUUGCAAGAACGAUAGAUGUGGAUGUUACAAGAAAGUUAUUGAUAACGAUUUGAAGCCUUGGCGAUUGAAAAAGGGAAUAACAAAAGAAAUCUUUGAUAAGGCAGCGAAUCAAGGAAGUCAUCGAGGUGCGGAAAAGGGCAGCCAUUAUCAGAUUAUAAACCACAAGGUCUAUCGGCAUGAGAGAUGUACCUUUCCUGCCAGAUGCAAAGGUAUUGAGCAUUUUCUCAAAAAAAUCGCUAAGAAGCUACCCAAUUUGGAGUUAAUUAUCAAUACUCACGAUUGGCCUAAGGUUCCAAAAUGGGACGAACUCCUACCGGUGUUCUCAUUUAGUAAGACACACAAUGAAAAUGAUAUCAUGUAUCCGGCUUGGUCGUUUUGGGAGGGUGGCCCUGCUGUCUGGCCGAUUUUUCCAAAUGGAUUAGGACGUUGGGACGUUUUAAGAAAAUCUUUACAAAAAGCGUCGGAUAAGUGGCCAUGGGAUAAAAAGAAAUCCAUCGCAUUUUUUAGAGGAUCUAGGACCAGCGCCGAGCGUGAUCCUUUAAUUCUUCUGUCUCGUGCUAAACCGAAAUUAGUUAAUGCAUCAUAUACUAAAAAUCAGGCAUGGCGAUCAAAGGCAGAUACCUUAGGUGAAGAGCCCGCUAAAGAGGUCACUCUUGAAGAUCAUUGUAAAUACAAGUACCUAUUCAAUUUUCGAGGUGUUGCAGCUAGCUUCCGCUUUAGACACUUAUUUCUCUGCAAUUCUGUGGUACUCCACAUUGGUCAUGAAUGGCAGGAAUUCUUCUAUCCGGCUUUAACUCCAUGGGUUCACUAUAUUCCUGUUGAUCCUGAUCAGAGAAACACAGAAGAAAUAAUCCGAUUUGCAAUAGAAAAUGACGAAGAAAUGAAGAGAUUAGCGAAAAGAGGACGUGACUUUAUCUUAAACCAUUUACGGAUGAAAGAUGUUGAGUGCUAUUGGGAGCUUUUGCUAAAGCAAUACGCGAAGCUUUUAAAAUGGAAACCACAGCUAAAUCCAUCAUUUGACCUGGUGUCUUAA